AGCGGCGCCGGGGCCGCCUCCGCCGCGCCCGCCCGGCCCCGGCCUCCCUCCCGCGGCUCCCCACAACUUUUGAGGCGGGGACCGCGCUUGCAGCUUCACUUCGCUCACUUCCCCAGCCCGGCGCGGCACCCGCCGCCCGUUUCCCUCGCACCCGUGGCCGCCCCGCGCCCACCCCGCGCGCCGGGCAUGUGAGCGCGGGCGGGCGCCGCCACCAUGGCCUCGCCGCCGCCGCUCCUGCUGCUGCUGCUACCGCUGCUGCUACUGCCGCCGCCGGCCGCCCCCAAGCCCCGCAACGAGAGCGAGCCGCCGCCGCCGCCGCCCGCGCUGCCCCCGGAGCGCCACGGGCCCGCGCCUACGGGCCACCGCUGGACAGCCGCUGUGCGUGGCACCGCGACGCGGCCCGAACCCUCGGGCCGAGUCCCCCGAGGCGGGAGCACCGCUGCUAUGAGGAACCACUGGCCAGAAAGCAACACUGAACCCCACAAAGAAAACGUGACCUUCGGUCCGAGUCAAGUGGACUUUUCCACCGUGGUCUCCAAAGAGGGCGUUAUGAUGGUUCAGACCCCAGGAAAGAACCGUACUUCUUCAGAGGCUCCACAGAACUCCACCCUGCAAACUGAAACAGCAGCUGCUGAAGGAAGAAAUGACUCUUUAAGAAGAUCACAUUUCACUGUUUCCCCCGUUGGACCUGACAGAGCAGCAGCUCUGACCUCCCAGAGCAUCACCUUGGCCUGGAGAAGGCAUCAUCUGCCAUCCAGCAGUUCAAGGUCAGAAGGAAGAACUUACCCUGCUCACACGGACGGCGGGACAUCGCAGGGUUCUCCGGCCGGGGGGCAGAGGCUCCCAGGAGACGUGACUGUGCACACCCAGGUGGCGGCCACUUCGGUUUUGAGCCAGUCAUCUCCUCCUGGUUUGGAGAUGGGAGAAGAGACCACACCCGCCAGGCAGCGAAAUUCCUCAGGCCCGUGGCUCUCCUGGAUGCCUUUCUCUGAGACACCAGCUUCCUCCCCACCCUCAGACCAUUCUGCACCUUCUGGAAUUACGGAGGAUUUAAACAACUCCACUGCUGUCCAACGCCCCUCGGCCCAUGGGACAAAGAGUGCCCGUGUUACCACGGCCCCCACCAGUGUUCCUCGGAUGCUCCAGUCUUUAGCUGUCCAUCCGGGACCUCUAAUGGAGACAGAGCCUUUCUCUGAGGACACUGCAACUGCCACGACUUCAGCAUCAGCCCAUUCCUCACCCCCUGAGGCAGAGUCCAGAAGAAACAGUGAAGUGGUUGGGAGCCCAGGGGAUGGAGCAUUCAUGGAGCCAUCCACGGAGAAUGCAUUUGGCCUUACAUCUUCCAAGGUCUCAGUGAAGUCUGGGCAAAAUGAUUCCCCAACCUCGGGAGGACUCAGACUUGCCAGCAGCUCUGGUGCCAGGGAUGGAAGCCCCGUGUCUCAGACCGAGACCAUGUCCCGGUCAGCCCCGUUGGUCAGAGGUGGACAGAGCACUGCUCUCUGGUUCUUGAGCAACAGCGAGACAUUGGCAGAUGCGCCGGGAAGCUCCACUGCCCAUCCCGAAGUUGAGAACGCUUCCGUGUUGACCCGGUUCUCAGCCUCGGCCCCACAGUCUGGAAGGAGUGACACCACGCUGGGUGGUGGGAGCUCUGAGCCAGACACCGAGUCCUCCUCCUCGUCUUCCUCUUCCUCAACAAGCCUGGACUCCUGGGCACCACGCGGGGAGCACUUGACCUCGGGAGGACUCAGACUUGCCAGCAGCUCUGGUGCCAGGGAUGGAAGCCCCGUGUCUCAGACCGAGACCAUGUCCCGGUCAGCCCCGUUGGUCAGAGGUGGACAGAGCACUGCUCUCUGGUUCUUGAGCAACAGCGAGACAUUGGCAGAUGCGCCGGGAAGCUCCACUGCCCAUCCCGAAGUUGAGAACGCUUCCGUGUUGACCCGGUUCUCAGCCUCGGCCCCACAGUCUGGAAGGAGUGACACCACGCUGGGUGGUGGGAGCUCUGAGCCAGACACCGAGUCCUCCUCCUCGUCUUCCUCUUCCUCAACAAGCCUGGACUCCUGGGCACCACGCGGGGAGCACUUGACCACAGAAGACAGCCCCGAGCUGGGCAUCGGUUCUGAAUCGGAGGAAGGAGCUUCCGAGGGGGCAUCCGGAACCCGCGCUCACCGCCCGCACACUCUGGCCACCCUCACCGGGAUCGGAGAGCGCACGCUGCGGUCUCUCACCAACGGGAGCACCACUCCUGGGGAUGCGGGACGGUCAGAGGCCGAGGACACGGAGAGCGCCACUCUGCAGGGGAACGUGACCGCCGCUGGGGACUCCCACCUGGUCUCCAGCUCCCUGGCAGCCUCGCGCACCCUCGGAGUCGCUGGAACUAGCUCCGAUCCAGUGCACAGCACAGACCCUGAGCACAGGACCUCAGGCGACUACACAGACCACACCUACGUUUCAGCCCCUUUCACCAAAGGGGAACGGAUGCUGCUGUCCAUUGCAGACAACAGUUCAGCUGCAGACCUAAGGGAGAGCUCCACCUCUUCUGUUAAGAUCUCAAACGCUUCACAUCCAGACUCUUCUUCUCCUUCUCUGGCUCAGACUGAGAGAGGUAACGCCUCGUCCCACAAAGGGGAGCCCGCUCUGCCUUCCACUGAGGUGCAGAUUCUGCACACAGUCCGCCCUCCAUCCCACACACCCACUGUCAUCUUGCCAAGCACCCUGGACGCCCAUGCUGACUCUGUGGGUGACCCGUCAUCUUCUUCGUCAGGGCCCCCUCUGCCCCCACCCUCAGUGUCACAGUCCUACCACUUGUUCUUGUCAACGGUGCCAUCAACCAGGGCCUCCACGCACCGACUGCAGUCCACUCCUGAUGCACCCACACCUUUGUCUUCCUUGCCACCACCUUCGCCAGCGUCCUUGACUACAUCCACCCCUGCCGAGCCGGCCAUCUCACAAACAACCCUCCCACCUUUGUCAUCAACCCUGGUCCCGCCCCGGCCAAGGGACGCUCCGGUGACUUCGGUCUGGACGUUGACGAUGGCGUCAUCCGUGGCAGUGCUCCCCAGCAGUCAGACAGCAGAUCCUAAGAUUCAGAGCAACCCAGACCUCGGGAACGUCAUUACAGAAUCAAAGCUCCCAAGCCUGGAGACUCGGACCCCGGAGGCCACGGAAGCUGUGACAGUGAGGUCUACUCUGAGGAUCCCUUCACCCCCAGCCUUCACAGAGGCCUCCACUGAGCAAACCCCUCCAGCCACCAGCACCAGCUUAGCCCAGACAUCUUCAGCUUCAGCAGCCACCACCCUCAAGAUCUCUCAUCCCCCCAUACCCAGCCCCAGCCCCCCUUCCCACACAGCCGCCCCCGGGGGUGGCCCCACAGCAGCACAGACAGUGGCUGGAAAACAGCCCCCACCAACCAGUCCUGAAAUGCUAGUGGUACAAGUCUCAACAGGAGGUGCUAUCACCCCAGAAAAGAGCCAAGCGCAUGGAGAUGCUGCCGCUGGGUCAGUCGGCCUGACAAGCGCCCCCACGUCAGCAGAAGAACUGACCACGGAGCGUGGCCGUGCAGGAGAGAACAGCCUGGCUCCGCAUUUCCUCAGAACAUCUCCUGCUCCCCAGACCACACAUAUUUCCACAGCUGAAGUGGUGACGGCUGCAUCAACCACCCCUGGUGCUCAGAGCAGCACCCAGUCACCCACCACACCAUCAUCCCCAGCCUCAGUGAACAGCUGCACCCCUCGCCCUUGUCUCCACGACGGGAAGUGCGUCGUGGACCCCACCACCAGCCGUGGGCACCGCUGUGUGUGCUCCCCUUCCUGGCAAGGGCAAGACUGCAGUGUGGAUGUGAAUGAAUGCCUCUCAAACCCCUGCCCACCCCUGGCCACGUGCAACAAUACUCAGGGAUCCUUCACCUGCAGAUGCCCAGUGGGGUACCAGCUGGAAAAAGGGAUAUGCAAUUUGGUCAGAACCUUCAUGACGGAGUUUAAGUUGAAGAAAACGUUUCUGAAUACCACCAUGGAACAACAUGCAGACCUCCGUGAGGUUGAAAAUGAGAUCACCAAGACGUUAAAUGUGUGUUUUUCAACAUUGCCUGGUUAUACCCGAUCCACAGCUCAUGCUUCUAGCCCCAGUGCGGUGGUGAUGUCACUGCAAAGCACCUUUUCCCUGGCCUCCAACGUGACGCUGUUCGACCUGGCCGACGGGAUGCAGAAAUGUGUCAAUGCCUGCAGGUCCUCUGCUGAGGUCUGCCAGCUCUUGGGGUCUCAGAAGCGGAUCUUUAGAGCGGGCAGCUUGUGCAAGCGGAAGACUCCAGAAUGUGACAAAGAGACCUCCAUCUGUACCGAUCUGGAUGGGGUCGCGCUAUGCCAGUGCAAGUCCGGCUACUUCCAGUUCAACAAGAUGGACCACUCCUGCCGAGCAUGUGAAGAUGGAUAUAGGCUUGAAAAUGAAACCUGUACGAGUUGCCCAUUUGGCCUUGGUGGUCUCAACUGUGGAAACCCUUAUCAGCUCAUCACCGUGGUGAUCGCGGCAGCGGGAGGUGGGCUUCUGCUCAUUCUGGGCAUCGCGCUGAUUGUUACCUGCUGCCGAAAGAAUAAAAAUGACAUAAGCAAACUCAUCUUCAAAAGUGGGGAUUUCCAGAUGUCGCCAUAUGCUGAAUACCCCAAGAACCCUCGGUCACAAGAAUGGGGCCGAGAAGCUAUUGAAAUGCAUGAGAAUGGAAGUACCAAAAACCUCCUCCAGAUGACUGACGUGUAUUACUCGCCCACAAGUGUCAGGAAUCCCGAACUUGAACGAAAUGGACUCUACCCGGCCUACACUGGAUUGCCAGGAUCACGGCAUUCUUGCAUUUUUCCCGGACAGUAUAACCCAUCUUUCAUCAGCGAUGAGAGCAGGAGAAGGGACUACUUCUAAGUGCAGAGGCGAGAGGGGCCCGUUGCUCCGCGCUAUUGCCUCGAGUCCUGCACCAGGGGAGCACUGCCUCCAGCCACUCCCGGGACUAGCGGGGCCGCACCUGAGUGGCCAGCGGGAAGGGGGCGGGCCUAAGGGGAGUGACCACAGUGGAAGGGGACAGGGAGAGCCCAGGGUCGUGGAAGUGCAGGAGGCUCAUCUGGCCCCUUCUUUGUUACUGUGAAUUGAACACGGGCCAGUACAGUAGGGUCCCCCAGCGACUGCAACAUGGCCAUGGCUCAAGGAUGACUGUUAAUUAGGGCUGAUCAUUAGGCGCCAUUGCAAGGACCCAGGUUUUCCUUAGUUUGCACUUUAGUAAAUGCAAAAGUAGGGAGGGAGGUCUCCUUUUGGGUUUUUUUUUUUUCAAGACUGUUCCCGAAGGAAGGCCUCUUUUCCUUAGAUGCUUCCAUAGGCCUCAAUUUGGUGAUUCAUUUACAGCAAAAUGCUGGCUCUUUAGUUGUUUUCCUGCCCAGUAGCUACAUGCUGAACACAGAUGCUGAUCAACAUACCACUAGAGUCUGGUGAUGCUGCAGGUUAAGGCACAGUGUUUUAACAUGCUCCUAAGUCCUGUCGUGCUACAUUGUCCAAACAAAACCCCACAUGAACUGAAAUGGGUGAGGCCCAGCACACAGCUCCGGUUUGUUUUUUUUAGUUAAGGUGACACAUUUAUCUAAGGUGACUUUUUUUUUUCCCCCUUUGCAGUUACAUCUCAUCUUUCCAUAUACAUCUGAAUCAGGGCAAAACAACUUCCCUUUGGUUCUAAUAAGAGGCAUUCAGCUGCCCCAUAGUGAGGGCCAGCAGGCUGCAACGGGCACUAGGUGAAGGCCAUGGUGGAACCAGCCAUCCCUGAGGGCCUGGCUCAUGGGCUCUGCCCUCUGCCUCUGAGGCUGAGGCUGCUAUGCAUGGAGUAGAAGUGGAGAGCUGAAAGCAAGUUGGGUCUGAGCUGGUGAUUCCCCACUGAUGGAAAAGCAGUUUGAUGUAGUGGCUUCAGCUGAAUGUGGUUAGAGGGAUAGGCCGAAGAGCUGUGUUCCAUUUUCUGAAACACCAGUGCUUUGGGAAGCUGGGGGUGCUUCCCAGGGAAGAAUAGGGAGCUGGGCUGGAGCCACACGUGAGGCUGCUUCCCCACCAGUGCUGGCACCUUUGCUAGCCCUGAUCUCGUCUGCAAACUCAUUGUGGGUUGCAUGGUUCAGCCAACCACUCAAAGCUAUUUAUUCAUUGAAGAAACAACUUAUUUUCUCUCAAACCGUAAUUUGUAACUCUUUGUACUACUAUGGAGUUCCCUCCAGAAACAUGGGCAUAAUUCAAGUCAGCAUUGGAGGACCAAAGACUUCUGGCCAGUUAGGGAGUUGAGCGUUUGCCCUGGGAAAGGAAAUUCCGCGUGUCUUAUUUAUCACGGCUGUGGCGUGGGUCCUGCAGGGGGAUGUAUCCAGGGCUGUGCCUUUUAACUGCUACGUGUGGAACUGUGAUCUUCCUCAUCUGCUUUUGAGCAUCUUGGUUUGGGAUGAAGUGAAGAGAACACAGGUAAAAACUUGGAGCUCAGUGGCACCCACAUUUCUGGAAAUGCUGCAGCCUCUGGGAAGAUCCUAUCCUGGGCAUGGUUGUUGCUUCAAGGUUCUCUGAUCUCUUAGCAAUGUACCUAAUCCUUAUUCUUAGGUAACUCUCAUCCUCACAGUUUUAAGUGCAAACUCCUGAGUCCCGUGGUGGUCUGCACGAGUCCCCAUCUCCCUACUGCAGCAAGAACACUCGUCAGGCGCGAUGCCACUUAGGAGUUCACCUUCACUCAUCUCAUGAGAGAGAGACAAAAAGAAUUCCGGGUUUUGUCAGUAGAGACCAACGUAAAAUUUCAGAGCAUUACCUUUUAGCAAUCUUGGGUCUUGCCUCUCCCAGUGCAACCAAACAGCCAUCUGUGCCUCGUGGCCUCACCUCUACACUGGAGGGCUCCAAGCUCCUGAAUUCAGCUCACCUGAGCCAGCAGGCUGGGUCCCUCAUUAAGCGGCCGCCUCCUGGCUCUCGAGGCAGAGCCCUGCUCAGUCCGCAGCACCCAGAGCCCCCGUGGGAGCUGUGCCCAGGCAUACCCGCCUGCCACCUUCAGCGGACAUCACAGCAGGCAGAUCAUCUCCAGGACCAGGGCCAGAAGCUGUGUGCGCCGCAAAAUGAAGGCUUCAGUCCCUGAAGCAUCCUGGAGCAGAAUCCCAACAUCCAGAAAAGAGUGUGCUGUGAGUGCCAAGAACGCUUUCCCGGGUUUUGUGCAUGUGAAGUGGAUAAAGAGUGUCGUUGUUUUUUGUUUUUUUUUCUUUUACUGUGAAAAGGGAGGCCCCCCCCCCACAAGGUUGAGAUCACAUCAUAUCUGCAGUUUCUCAGAGGCUUUUGGGGGUGGGGCAAGUGCAUCUUGAGAGUGUAAGGGUCUAAGAGGGCAGGCAAGCAGCAUGACUGUUGCUCUGAGCGGGCUGCCUGCCUGGGUAAGGAAGGGAAAGGCCAGCUUCACUCCUGCCUGAGGUUAAAAUACCUCCAGAAGGGUCCUUCCUGAGCCAAGAAACAGCUGGUAGGGCAGCAGCCCCUGGACUGAGGGGACAGGCUGGAUGCACCCCAGUGGGCAGAAGCUCUCAGCUCUUUCCAGGUGCUCAGCGGGAGUCCCCGCACCUGGAGUGGGUGGUUUCUGCCCACAGAGAUGCUGCAGUCCUGCAUGGGGGGAUCAUAGCUGGGGGCACUGGGAAGAAGCUGCCCGUGGACACUUAGACAUCUACAGGACAGAGUGGGGACAUGAGCAUCUGGCCUUGGAGAGCCAGGACUCAAACCCUUCUGCCUGGCUCGCCCUUCCCACUUCUCCUCCUGUCUCACCUCCCUGGCAGAUACCCCACCACCCAGUGUCAAAGAGAGCAUGAGAGAGUCGGCUUAACAGAAAACUUUUUUUAAAAGAAGAACUUUAACAUUAUUAAACAGUAAUUCAACUAAUGCCAUGAAAUGUUCAAACAAAAUGCGGAAAAAGUCCUUUCAGGUCUGUUGUUACAUGUCCUUCUUGGACACUUGUGGUCAUCAUGGAGAAAAUAGUGGCUGGCUCAUGCUUAACAAGAAGUGUAUUGAUUGGUAUGUGGCUUUGGAUGGAGAAGGUAUAAGGUGAUGGCAGACUUAGCCAUCCAUCUGGGGGCUGCCUGGCCUUGUGCCCAUGGUGCGGCUGUGUGGGAAACAUUUUUGUGAGCAUUCUCAGAAUCUGGAACACAUUCAGUUGAAUGUCUAAAAUGCUGACGAAUCUUUCCUCCUUUGACAAAAGGUAACUUUCAGAAGCAGCUAAGUCUUUGAGAGCUGAAAUUGCUCAGUGGAGAGUGUUCUCAAGCUGGCUGAUAGCAUUGGAGUUCCAAAAUUAAGAAGUAACUCGAGGUCUGGAAGAGGUCAUUCUUAAUAUUGGCCCAAAUGGGAGGGCAGUGUCUUUGCAAGGCAAGGCUGGAUGGCUGCCCAAGAAAAUGUCUUUGAAAGAUGAUAUUCAGUCAGAUGUGAAAGUUCCCAGAGUAGAUGCCGCAGAUGUCACUCCUCACAUGUGGCUUUGGGGGGCCUCCAUUAAGCCAUCUUGCUCACUAGUGGAGUCCUGGGGGCCUGUAACUCUGUGAACACUGCCUGAAGAAGCUAGAAUCUUGAGUCUAGUUGUUCCUGGCUUCGUUUAGCCUAACAUACCGCAACCUACAGUUUUGGCCCAUGGUUCUAAGAUACCCUGAUUUGAAAACUAGAGCACAGCUUUGGAGAGAAGAGAAACGUCAAGUUCAGUAUCUCAGUAUUUUGUUUCUUACUAAAAACCACCCUUAAUAUUAGAGAUGUUUUUUUCUAUAUGGAAACUUCUGAGGGGAUAAGAAGGGACCUUUCACGUGCUUCUUCAUGACUAAGCAUCAUUCUGUGGUUCUGGUGUGCAUUUCUGGAAACAGAUGGGUUUUGUAGAGUUGGCUUUUAAGGAUGUAUUUUUUCUUUUUCUUCUCUCAAAUUCUGAGAGGAGGAACCUGGCUAAACUACUAGGAAGAUUACAGUGUUAAAUGUCUGAUAUUUUGUUGUGCUAAAGCAUCUUUUCAAGAGUGUUAUAAUCCAUCCCGUUUGGGAUAAACUGCACACAGAGAACUCUGAAAACAAAGGAGACAAUUGAGGUCUAAAAAGAGACAUAUCUUAGACUGGCUCUGUCCUCUUGGCAUUUUAAAGGGGACAUUUUAAAGGAUUUGCAUAUUAGAUUCUGGCUUUAUCUUUUUUUUUUCCAUUGGAUACAUGAUAAUGUGGUUCAGGUGCAGAGUUCUUGGGCAGGAAGGAUGGGAUUGGACAAGGAUGGGAUGGGACCAGCCUACCUGGGAAACUAACCCAGUCUCUGUGUUACCUUGCCUGUUUCUUGGGGAAAAAAACAAAAACAAAAAAAAUGUCAUCGUGGGUUGCUGUGAGUUUUAUUAAUAUUUGUGUUGCUGGAUUUAUGGUUAAACGAAGCAUGUAGCCAGAAGAUGGAUUUUUUGAGUUUUCAUUUUGUCCCAGCUUUCUCCUUACAAACCUUUAAACCUUAGCCCCUGGUUGAUUGAUUGUGUAAAUCCAUUACGAGAAUGUUAUUUAAAGUUGUAUUAUAAUUGCAACCUCCACUAAUUAUUCAGUACUGUAGCAGCAAAGUAUUAUUUGUAAGAAUUCAAUUAUUUUUAUACUUAUAUCCACUCUAAGUCUGGCGUUCUAGUCAGUAAAAUGAUGCAAUAAAAUGAAUACAAUUUUCA
Molecule: messenger RNA, 9659 nt
Organism: Phacochoerus africanus (Common warthog)
Lineage: Eukaryota; Metazoa; Chordata; Mammalia; Artiodactyla; Suidae
Gene: HEG1
Product: heart development protein with EGF like domains 1
Exons: 19
Coding region: 214-4902 (1562 amino acids)
Biological process (GO): heart development
Molecular function (GO): calcium ion binding
Source: RefSeq, a predicted model, not a curated record